Messenger RNA from Limanda limanda (common dab), 1439 nucleotides. It is a transcript of the gene gpr18, whose product is annotated as G protein-coupled receptor 18. Gene Ontology annotation, biological process: phospholipase C-activating G protein-coupled receptor signaling pathway; positive regulation of Rho protein signal transduction. Gene Ontology annotation, molecular function: G protein-coupled receptor activity. Lineage: Eukaryota; Metazoa; Chordata; Actinopteri; Pleuronectiformes; Pleuronectidae. Bases 121 to 1119 code for a protein of 332 amino acids. The transcript has 3 exons. Gene Ontology annotation, cellular component: membrane. The record is from RefSeq and is a predicted model, not a curated record.
GCAGCGCUGCUUCAUGAACAUGUUGGUGCAAGUCCCACAAGAUGUUUGUUUGAUUUCUGUGAUUUCAGUCGCGUAUGGACACAUGAGUGAAUAUUUCCACAUCAUGUUCAAAAUUUCAGUAUGAAGCUGGAUCUGAACAACUCCAACAUGUCUGGUGGGUCCAGUGCUGAGAAGCCGGAGCAGGGGCCGGUGGAGUACCGCCUGGCCGGUCUCAUCUUCUACUGCUUCAUCUUCGUCGUCGGAGUCAUCGUCAACAUCACUGCCCUGUGGGUCUUCUCUCUCACCACCAAGAGGAGGAACUCGGUCACUGUCUACAUGAUAAACGUGGCGAUGGUGGACCUCACUUUCAUCCUGCUGCUUCCCUUCAGGAUGGUCUACCACCACCAGGACUACUGGCCCUUCGGAGAUAUCUUCUGCCGGGUGAUGGCCGCUCUCACCAUCUUCUACCCCUGCAUCGCUCUUUGGCUCUUUGCUCUGAUCAGCGCUGACCGCUACAUGGCUAUCGUGCAGCCACGGCAUAGCAAGGAGCUGAGGAACGUCCCCAAGGCCGUGUUGGCGUGUUUGGGGGUGUGGCUCAUGACUUUGGGCUCCACCGUCCCCCUGCUCUUCUCCAACCACGACCCCGAUAAAAUCUCCAACUUCACCACCUGCGUCAAGAUGCAAGACAUCGUCUACUUACGCCAGGACAACGCUGUCAACUUUGUGCGACUCAUCUUCUUCUUCCUGGUUCCCAUAUGUAUAAUGAUAGGCUGCUACGUCGUCAUCGUGGACAACCUGAUCCACGGCCGCACCUCGAGACUCAAACCUAAAGUGAAGCAGAAGUCAAUCCGGAUCAUCAUCACGCUCAUAGUCCAGGUGCUGGUCUGUUUCGUGCCUUUCCACGUGUGUUUACUGCUCCGUUUCAUGGGGAGGGGCCAAGAUGGCGGGUUUAGCACGUGGGCGGUGUUCACCACAUUCCUGAUGAACAUGAGCACGGUGUUGGACAUUAUUCUGUAUUACAUCGUCUCCAAGCAGUUCCAAGACCGAGUGAUCAGUGUGAUCCUGUACAGGAACUAUCUGCGCAGUGUGAGACGGAAGAGCCGGCACACGAUGAGCAACGUGACCAGUGCAAUGACAUGAAGCAGCCGUGGAACACCGCACAUAUAUGUGUUCUGUGGAUUCCCUCCGCCAAAUGUAACACUGCAUGUAUCGCCCCAAUAUCGUUCAUUAUCCAAAGGAUCAAAACUUGCAAUUAAUUUCCAAGGUGUAAUUUACACUCACAGUAUGGGAGUGCUGCUGUUGUGGCAAAAACAUCUGUGUUCCGAGCUGAUUGACUCACCCAUGAGACUUGAGAUGUUUUUUUUGUGCAGCUCUGCUCUGGCAGACACAGCGUCGGAGUCUGUGGCUCAGGUGUAACAAAUGCAAGCGGAAAUAAAAAAAGCCGGUGAUGGUUUAGAUAA